Molecule: messenger RNA, 2310 nt
Organism: Phalaenopsis equestris
Lineage: Eukaryota; Viridiplantae; Streptophyta; Magnoliopsida; Asparagales; Orchidaceae
Product: zinc finger CCCH domain-containing protein 5
Exons: 10
Coding region: 209-2137 (642 amino acids)
Biological process (GO): mRNA splicing, via spliceosome
Cellular component (GO): U2AF complex; spliceosomal complex
Molecular function (GO): metal ion binding; pre-mRNA 3'-splice site binding
Source: RefSeq, a predicted model, not a curated record
UUCUGUGGCGCGUCCUUCCAUCGCCGAUUCUACAGGUAUUCCUUCGAAAACCCUGCCGGCGCGAUCUUCGACUGCGGCGAAAUCCGACUGGUCACUGAUCUUUACUCCGAAGCCUUGGACGGAGAUUUCGCGGUCUUUUCGGGCAAGCCACGGACUGUUUCUUGAGCCCUAGCUGGGCCCUGCUUUCUCAAAUCUGUUACCGGGCGAAAUGCUGCCGGAGGAGAUGGUCGCUGUGAGCAGCAUAAAGCAGUCGAGGAAGGAGAAGCGUAAAGCUCUGAAGAAGUUAAAGAGAAAGCAGGCUCGAACAGAUGCGGCAAUCAGGGAGAGGGAGGCAGAGGAAUCCCGCUUAAACGAUCCGGAGGAGCAGCUCCGGCUCAGAUUACUAGAGCAGGCGGAGGCAGAGAAGGCAGAGAGGGAGAGGAAGGAGUUUGAGGAGCGGGAGAGGCUUUGGCUUGAGGCCGCCGCCGGCAGGAAAAAGCUCCUUGAGGAUGAAGAUAGGAUGGCGCUGACAGAAAAUGCCUGUGGAUUGGAUGCUGAUGAUGAGUAUGAGUCUGUUGAUGAAGGGCUAGCGGAGAUCAUUUGGCAAGGGAAUGAGAUUAUCAUUAAAAAGAAAAGGGUUAAGGUUCCAAAGGGAAUUACUGAACGAAUUCAAGACAAAGAGGAUGAUGACAGACCCACAUCAAAUCCUCUUCCUCCUCAAUCUGCUGCUUUUGCAUCUUAUGUACAGGGUGAAACAGCACAAGAAAUGAUUGAUAGUGUUGCACAGCAGAUUCCAAAUUUUGGAACUGAACAGGAUAAGGCUCAUUGCCCUUUCCACUUGAAGACCGGAGCCUGCCGUUUUGGGUCUCGUUGCAGUAGAGUUCAUUUUUAUCCUGAUAAGUCCUGCACAUUACUCAUAAAAAACAUGUAUAAUGGACCAGGCCUUACUUGUGAACAAGACGAGGGGCUUGAGUAUACAGAUGAAGAGGUUGAGCGUUCUUAUGAAGAAUUUUAUGAGGAUGUGCAUACAGAAUUUUUGAAGUUCGGUGAAAUUAUUAAUUUUAAGGUUUGUAAGAACAGUUCCUAUCAUCUACGAGGAAAUUUAUACGUGCACUAUAAAUUACUUGAAUCUGCAAUUCUUGCCUUCAAUACCAUGAAUGCUCGUUACUAUGCUGGAAAACAGAUAAUUUGUGACUUUGUUGGUGUAACAAGAUGGAAGGUUGCCAUUUGUGGUGAAUACAUGAAAUCCAGGCUAAAGACUUGCUCGCAUGGAAGCGCCUGCAAUUUCGUUCAUUGCUUCCGCAACCCUGGUGGAGAUUAUGAGUGGGCUGACUGGGAUAACCCUCCGCCUAGAUACUGGAUCAAGAGGAUGAUUUUCUUAUUUGGUACUUCGGCAGAAUCAGGCUAUGACAAAGAAUUGGAAUCACAGGAUCAUAGAAGGCACACAGAACCAAAAAGGGUCUGGAAAUCCAACAACGACAGGCAUCAAUCAGAAAGGUUUCAUAAUAAGGAAAUAAAUUUGAGCAAUAGCAGUUCUGAUGGAGAACUGAAUUCAAAGCUUCGAUACACGAAACAUUCAAUAAAAGCAGAGCAUUCCGCUAAAAGAAGAGGACACCUUGUUUCAGAAGAUAAGAAUGAGCAGCCUUCUGAGCGCCACAGAUCUGAAGACCGAUUCUAUUCAAAGAAUUACUGCUCUCACAGCGAUGAAGCUGUUGAAAGUACAUCCAAGGAAAUGAAUCAUGAUUCGUGCAGGAAUCAUAGAAGAUAUGCUGUAAAUAUUCCACCAGAACGUGCUGGAAGACAUGAGAGAAGAUCAUCAUCCAGUAGGAGAAAGAGGAAGGUAUAUUCAGAAGAGCAGGAGAAUUCAGAGUCCAAACCCCGCAAGAAACUCUACAGAACGAAUUCGAAGGAUCAGGGCUCGACGAAUGGGGAUUUCAAUGAGAAAUAUUCAUCUGAGGAUCAUGAUGAAGAUGAAGAUUAUGACGUGGCUAGAUAUCGUUAUCAUAGUCAAUCUGGCAAUAGAAGAAAAUAUGAUGAACAUAGUUCGCGGCGGCGCAGAAGUCAUCAGUUGCCUGAACAUCGACGUAUGGAAGAAAGCGAUGAAUCUCCUGGUCGCUGGAAAGCUUCCGAGCAUGAUUUUCUUGUUGAGGAAACUUAGUCGAUCUUUCAUUUCUUAGCAGUUAUGUGAUGUGGAUGAGUUUGUUGAGUACUGAUUGAGAUUUGAGAUUGGAGGGCUUGUAAAAUGAUUAGUAGAAGCUACAGGAGUUUUGUGAAGUGCCUGGUGAUGUAAUUGAAAGCAUUUCAAAAUAUGGUGUCAUAGAUUCACGUUGA